This is a messenger RNA of Saprolegnia diclina VS20, 566 nucleotides long. RefSeq names its product ubiquitin-conjugating enzyme E2. Lineage: Eukaryota; Oomycota; Saprolegniomycetes; Saprolegniales; Saprolegniaceae. The transcript has 4 exons. Bases 43 to 483 code for a protein of 146 amino acids. Gene Ontology annotation, cellular component: nucleus. Gene Ontology annotation, biological process: protein K63-linked ubiquitination; DNA damage tolerance. The record is from RefSeq and is a predicted model, not a curated record.
AAAGAAAAAAACGCCACAAGCCGAAUUUGCGACGUCAGGAAGAUGAUGGCGAAGUCUGGAGCCGAGGUCGUGAUCAUUCCGCGCAACUUUAAGCUCUUGGAGGAGCUCGAGAGCGCCGAGAAGGGCCACGGCGACAUGAGCAUCAGCUACGGCCUCGAGCAGGCGGACGACAUCUUCCUCACGAGCUGGAUCGGCACAAUUCUUGGCCCUGCCGGCACGUGCCAUGAUGGGCGUAUUUACAGCUUGAAGAUCCACUGCGGCGAGCACUACCCGAACCAGCCGCCGGACGUCUAUUUUACGAGCCGCAUCAACAUGUCGUGCGUUGACCAGUCCAACGGCCGCGUGGACCCCCGUCGUAUCGGUGUGCUGGCGUCGUGGAACCGCAACUCGGGCAUCGAGCAAGUCUUGGUCUCUCUGCGCAACGAAAUGGCGUCGCCUGCCAACAAGCGCCUUCCCCAGCACCCUGAAGGCAGCGCCUUCUAGGCGCCUUCCUACCGCGGCCAUACCCCGCCUUUAUACUUGUAAUACGAUGACCUUGCGACCGAAAGCGAGGUGUUUCUUAUCUG